Pongo pygmaeus (Bornean orangutan) is the source of this 2542-nucleotide messenger RNA. RefSeq names its product proline rich 35 (gene PRR35). Bases 583 to 2298 code for a protein of 571 amino acids. The record is from RefSeq and is a predicted model, not a curated record. Lineage: Eukaryota; Metazoa; Chordata; Mammalia; Primates; Hominidae. The transcript has 3 exons.
GUGAGGGCUGGAGGGGUCCGCAUCCAGGAAGGGGGAGGGUGCCUGGAGACCAGCCCCAGGUGGAGGCCGUCAGCCGGCAGGGCGGGGUGCGAGGGGCCGGUCCGGGCAGCCUCCUGUUUGGAGGAAAAGAGAACGGAGGGCAGGGCUCGCCCAGGGAGGGUAAGGAAGGGAGCCCGGCUCCGCUGGCUCAGUCCGCGGCACCCCUGUCCUGGGGCUCAGCCCCCCGGGGCCCUGGCUUGGGUGGGCCGGCGGCUGUCAGGGGCCAGAGCCCUGAUGGAUAAACGCUGACGGCCCCUCUCCCGCGCCCCGCGCCCCGCGCCCCGCGCCGCUGACACCCAUCACGCCGCGGCGGGGACCCGGGAGACCUGGCGGCCUCUGUGCACCCCCGCGGCAGCCUGCGGGCAACGGGGGCGGGAGGCGCCGGGCGCCCCUGACUCGGCCGCACACCUGCGCCGCAGUCCGCUCUCCGGGCGCUGCCUCCCGGGUUCCCGGCCGCUCCACCGCGCGCCCCGAGAGCUGAGCCGGUCCCGGCGCACGAGGCCGGUGGCCAUGGUGCCCGGCCCUGCCCCAUAGCAGGCUGCCAUGUCGCGGGAGGCGGGCUCAUGCCACGUGGGCACAGGGGCGAGGGCGCGGUCUCGGAAGCCCAAGAAGCCACACUACAUCCCGCGGCCCUGGGGCAAACCCUACAACUACAAAUGCUUCCAGUGCCCCUUCACCUGCCUGGAGAAGUCGCACCUCUACAACCACAUGAAGUACAGCCUCUGCAAGGACUCCCUGUCCCUGCUGCUAGACUCCCCAGACUGGGCGUGCCGCCGCGGCUCCGCCACGCCCAGGCCCCGCGCACCCACCCCAGACCGCCCUGGGGAGUCCGACCCCGGCAGGCAACCCCAGGGAGCACAGCCCACAGGUGCUGCCCCCACGCCUGACCUCGUGGUCGCCGAUGUCUGCUCCCUGCACCGUGGCGGAGGCCCCAAGCCCAGGGCCGAGGGGUCCCCAGGGCCACCACCCCCUGUGGCUAGGGCCACCCGGAAGGGUCCCGGCCCCAGUGGGCUCCUGCCUGAGUCGUGGAAGCCGGGGAUGGGAGGGGACCCCAGGGGCGUGGGUGCGGGGGACAUGGCCUCAGCAGGCCCUGAGGGCAGCGUCCCCUGCUAUCCCCCGCCUGCCCCAGGGGAGUUCCCUGAGGCCCACAGCCUCCACCUGUCUCUGCUGGGCGUCAACUACCCACUCAGCCCGGGCCUCUUCUCCUACUUGGGGCCCUCACUGGCCGCUGCAGCCCACGUGCCCUUCCUGGCCUCGGCCAGCCCCCUGCUGCCCCCGGCUGCGGCCUUCCCAGCCGUGCAGCCCCCUCAGCGCCCCACCCCGGCCCCCCGCCUGUACUACCCGCUGCUUCUGGAGCACACUCUGGGGCUGCCAGCAGGCAAAGCUGCCCUUGCCAAGGCCCCUGUCUCCCCCAGGAGCCCCUCUGGGACUCUGGCUCCUGGCCUACUGAAGGUGCCAGUUCCAGGGCUGGGGCCCUGGCCCCAAGUCACCCCCAGGGACCCAGGGCAGGAGGGGGAGCUAGAGCGGGCAGCCCAGAGUGACCCCAGGAGGAGGCUGUCCCUGGGAAGCAGGCUGGAGCUUCCGAAGGCAUCCCCCAGCCUGACAAGGUUCUGUUCCCGGAGCAGCCUGCCCACCGGCUCCUCUGUGAUGCUGUGGCCUGAGGACAGGGAGCCAGGCAGCCCUGAGACCCCCGGCCCUGAGGGCCCCCUCCCCCCGCAGCCACGGGGCCCAGUGCCAGGAAGCCCGGAGCAUGUGGGCGAGGACCUGACCCGGGCCCUUGGUGACUACGCCAGGGUGGAGCAGCGCCUGGGACAGCUGGGGCCCGCGGGGGGCCUGGCCCCGAGACCCCUGCGGGAGCAGCUGGGCAAGAUCCGCCUGGAGCUGCUCACCAUUCACCAGGCACUGGAGCGGGCCGUGAGGCCGCCAGACGCACCCCUCGACCUCUCUGUGAAACGCGCGCCUGCCAAGGGGCCCCAGGCUCUUGGAGAGGCAUGGGGGCGGCCCGAGCUGGGUCCCGUGUUGACCGGGGGUACCCCUCAGCCACCCAGCAUGCUGGGCCCUGCAGCGCCCCAACCCUUCUCCGGCCACACCACCAAGUGUGAGGCCGACUCCAGCGUCCCACCCCCAGGGCUCCCCCUCCCAGCCCCAGAUGACCCUGUCAUUCCUGGCAGUGGCUGGGGCACCUGUGUUGCGACGAGGAGUUCCCAGACCCCUGAGGCUGUCUGUGGCCUGCAGAGCCCCCAGGGCGCCGAGGUCUGACCUGUAGCGCCUGAGGUCCGACCGUCUCUGCCUGCAGCGUGCCGGCCCCUCCUGCAGCCCGUGCCCCUCACCUGCCCCAGCCCCGUGGCCAAGGCCUGGGACCUGCCCCGCCUCCGCAUGCAUGUGGAUAGACCCUCACGGGCCGUGGCCAACGCUUGUCCCUGGGGCCACACAGGGACACUGGAGGUCACAGUUAUUUAUGGAUCACAAUUGUGGACAUUAAAACAGAAACUGUUCACACACA